UUCUCUUCUUUAGCUUUUUGAUGUCUUGAUAGUAAGGCGGAUGGAAUAUACACUGUGCGGUAGCCAAAUCCACAGUUAGAAUUCGAGGCAAUCAAGUCCAACUCAAUUAAAUUCUCUUCCUCGGAUCAAACACUCCAGCCACCGACUUGUAGAGUAAGCUUGCUCCAUCGAUAACAAGAGUAGUGUUCACCGUCUCUGAACCACAAACGUUCUGAAAGUCGGAAUCCACCAUAGUCACAAGCCUUCACGCCGGAAGCACCGUACGCAAGGUUAUCAGCCUUUCUAGAAAGCGAGAAGUUUCUUCGAGUGCGACUUUAGAAACACUUUGCCGAGUGGUUAUUACGAAGAACCGGAAGGCCCUGUCAUGCGCGGCUUGCUUCGAAAAAAGACUCGAAGGACCCAGAAACUUAGCAAAAGAAGCCAACAUAACACUGCUAUUCCCUCGAUUGGUAAUUGGCAGUCGCGCUUUACAAACGGCCAAAAUACGCGAUCCUUCUUACUCUCCUUUAUUCAAACUGAUGUUGAGGUUUAUAGCAGCUUAAGCACGAAACAGCUGACAAUUGAUGAUAUAACUGUAGGGGAUGGCAGUUAUAUCAUUUUUUCUAUUAACUACCUACGAAUGUUUCUCGCAUUGGAUGUGUCGGAAAGGGCUAGUUAGUGGAGACGGGUUUGCAUAAACCUCGUACAGCAAAAACAUUGGUCAGCUAACUCUUCCCUAUUGCGUCAUGGCUUAAAAGGUACUCGUCGUUGGUCCGCUACCCGUCAAUCAGCAGUUACCGAUAAAUUAACGGUGUCGCCCGUAGCGUAUAUGCCCACUUCUUUUUUUAACAAUACGAAGGCGUUGCGGUGAACUAGAGCUGGCCUACAGGUCGGGACUCGAUUGGCGUCACCGUUGCAACUCUUUCCACUAUUAGCCGAUCCUGGCACUGAUAUGAUAAUUUUGUUAAGAUCGUCGAGAAAGCAAUUUAUCGAGUGGAGUUGUUCCAUGACAUGUGCGCGUAAAGCGAAAACAGUACCGACGGCACUAAUGGCCCUGCUGCUUGUCUGUUCUGUCUCGUUGUUCUUUUCUCUUACGUUCAGUUGAUAAGACAAACAGGCAGACCUUGUCUAUCUGUUAAUUUAUUACCAAGACUAUAUACGACGUCUGUGAUAGUGCGCUUUCAGCAGCAGGCCACAUGCCGAAUUUGUGUGGUCUGGACGGCAUGUGGUGAUUGCAUUCUGUUACGCUUUUAUCAAUGAAAAGUGAAAUCUAACAAACCGUCAAAUCUCUAGAUCCAAAGCCAAUGCAUCAGAGCAGCUCAACGCGAUACAACGAUACUGCUCAACUUUCCAAUUACUACUUCGACUGUGAACUACAGCAGUAAGAGAAUACAGCUGCCCCGGACAUCGGCGACACAGAUCACAUUCACUCUGAGCCAUUCCGCCCUUCUCCUUCGGACCUUCCGGUUCGACAACUUAAAGGAAUAAAGCGCGUUCGUCGAAGCCCUCGGCGGCGGCGGUGGCGGUACGACCGGGCGUGCGUCAACGGAGAGACCGCGGAUUUGUAAUGGAGUUUGUGUUGGGAGGGGUAGCUGCUGCUGGAGCGGGCUUUUUCACCAAUCCCCUCGACGUAGUCAAGACCCGUAUCCAACUACAAGGCGAGCUUCAGAAUCGAGGCACUUAUAAGGUACAUUACAAUAAUACGCUGCACGCAUGCUACCAGAUCGCAAAACACGACGGUGUGUUAGCCUUGCAGUCAGGCAUGGGACCUGCCCUGUGGUUUCAGUUUGUUAUGAACGGCACUCGAUUGGGCACUUACUCGAUCCUGAACAGUUUUGGCUUAACGCGAAAUCAUCGACACGAACUUUCUUACCCAAAAAAUGUCCUAUGUGGCGCUUUUUCAGGGGCGAUUGGCUCCUUUAUCGGCAGUCCCCUGUAUCUCGUCAAAACGCAGAUUCAGUCUCAAUCAUUGAGUCAAAAUAUUGCUGUAGGGUUCCAGCACAAGCAUGCUAGUGUGACUCAAGCGUUUUUAAGUGUGUACCGUAAAGGGGGUUGCUUUGGUUUAUGGCGUGGGGCGAAUGCAGCUAUGGUAAGGGUGUCCGCCGGUUCUGCCAUUCAGCUAUCGACAUUUACCACGAUUCAGGAGAAAAUCAUGGAGAACCCCACCAUGGCGCUCUAUCCGAACACAUCAAUACUUAUUGCAAGUUUCGUAGCUGGUAUUGGACUUUGCUUAGCCAUGACUCCGUUUGAUGUCCUCUGUACGCGUCUUUACAAUCAAGGUAUUGAUCCGAAAACUCGUCUUGGAAUUUACUAUUCAGGAUUUUUUGAUUGUUUUAUUAAAAUGGCAAAAACUGAGGGGUUCUGGGGGUUCUACAAAGGCGUUGGUGCUUCUUAUCUUCGCCUUGGCCCCCACACUGUUCUCACGAUGAUGUUCUGGACCAACCUAAAGGAGCAUUACGACAAACUGACGAAUGACUAUGAAUUUCUGGCAUUAACACAACUGAGCGCGGCCAGCCCUGACAAACAAAGAAGUUUAGAUAAUUCAAUUUAAGUAGAAAUUAUCAAAGCCUAGAUAGCUACUGAUAUAUAUAUAUAUGGUAUAUCUGUUAUCGGGUCGGUUGUUCACGGUUUGGCCGUGAGCAUCUCUAUUAGCUCUUCGAAAAAGGCUACAAUAGUGUCUGCGUCACAACGCUACAUGCGGUAAUACAAAGCGGUAGUAUCUUUAACGUCCUGAAUGAAAGGCGCUGUAUAAAAUGAACUUAUUUUUAUGUCAUGAGUAUUGAAUCACGUCUCGAUAGAAACGAGUCUGUAAAUGGUGAAACGGUCAACACUACAUGUACAUAUCACAACAGAUGUAUACACAUAUUAUUUAAUAAAGGAAAAAACGGUUGUUGA
Molecule: messenger RNA, 2874 nt
Organism: Varroa destructor (honeybee mite)
Lineage: Eukaryota; Metazoa; Arthropoda; Arachnida; Mesostigmata; Varroidae
Product: solute carrier family 25 member 35-like
Source: RefSeq, a predicted model, not a curated record